Molecule: messenger RNA, 1461 nt
Organism: Bradysia coprophila
Lineage: Eukaryota; Metazoa; Arthropoda; Insecta; Diptera; Sciaridae
Gene: Spred
Product: Sprouty-related protein with EVH-1 domain
Biological process (GO): negative regulation of MAPK cascade; multicellular organism development
Cellular component (GO): membrane
Molecular function (GO): protein kinase binding
Source: RefSeq, a predicted model, not a curated record
AUCUAAAACAAUACAACGCAUAUCGAUGUGGUGCUGUCAGUUGAACACACGUCGUUGUCCUUUCAGUACGAAUAAAGCACAUUCCGUUUUGCCACACGGUCUCAAACUCAAUUCCACCUGUUGAAAAGUAAAAACAUGCCGCGAAAAACACGCAAUUCAAAUAACCAACGUGGCAGAGGGAAGGAAAAUAUUCCGGAACAAUUGAACGUCGAUUCCGAAAGUGAACAAUUAAACAAAUUGAAAACCAGCAAAAAAACUACUAUUCUCGAUGUGAACGACGAUUGUUUGGUGGAAAUUUUCAUGCAUUUAGAUGGAAUUGACAUUUUGAAUGUUGCUGUUGCGCAUAAGAGAUUUGGAAACGCAUUAGAUAGAGUUUUCAUACGUAGGCGACUUCACAAUCCGUCAAUUGUCUCAAAUUCCAAGAAGCAGUUAAAACUUUCACUUAAUGUCUUGGAGCAGUUCGGACAUUUGAUCACAUCGGUAACGGUAUUUUAUAAGUUGCACAAGUUCGAUGUCCUAAUGCAAGCUAUGGUUAAAUAUUGCGGAGAAACUAUCACUGAACUGCAUUUUCGACAGGACAAGGACGACUCUAAUACCGACUAUUGGAAGGCGAGACAACAAUUACUUAAUUUGAGCACAAAAUUUCCAAAGUUGAAAUCGCUUGCAUUCCAAUACAAGAAGAGCAUAGAUUGCCCAUACUCAGACGCCUUCAUUCAACCCAUUCCAACUUUAACAGCUUUCAGGGUUUAUGGACUAAUAUUUUCGCAUGAAGACGCUCUUAAAUUUAUCACCGUCAAUGGCCAAUUGGAACUAUUGGGUCUUUCGGUUCCAGACGGUUAUAUUACUCAGAGUUUCAUUACUAAGAUUGAUUCAUCGCUACCAAACCUGCAAACUUUGAAACUAAAUAUCGUGGAAAUAGAGGGCACCGUUGAAUAUCCUUCAACCCCCCCAUUCAUCAACUUGAGAGAACUAUUUUUCGGCUCAUUGAAGACUACCGAUACAUUCGCUACAUUGCGAAAAUUGUUUGGUACAGAAAUCGAACGAUUUGAACUGAGUGUCAUGGACUAUUUCAUCGCUAACUUCGUUGAGAAUAUCAGUCAGUACAAAAAAUUGUCGGUUUUUACACUACAUUUGUCUCUAGAUAUCAAUGCAUUCUUACAUCGAUUCGACGUAUCAAUUUUUUCGUCCACCACGCUAAGGGAACUAAUUUUGCGCAACAAACAAUUGACGAAACUCAAAAUAUAUUGGUAUGGAGCGGAUGAGAAUUUCGAUAUUUAUCGAAAAAAGUUUCGCGAUGUCGUUAAUGAGAAUUUGAACGGAGCUCGAUGGUGCAUGGAAGAGAAGGAGUAUAUUAUGCAAUUGAUUGUUAAAGAGAUUUCAUUUGUAAAAAAAUGAUUCUCAAGUCUACUUACGAUAAUCAUUGUAUUCGACUCGAAUUGAAAUUAAAGUUUUACGAUUGAU